Messenger RNA from Scomber scombrus (Atlantic mackerel), 3525 nucleotides. RefSeq names its product MAPK interacting serine/threonine kinase 1 (gene mknk1). Gene Ontology annotation, molecular function: calmodulin binding; calcium-dependent protein serine/threonine kinase activity; ATP binding. Gene Ontology annotation, biological process: intracellular signal transduction; protein autophosphorylation; peptidyl-serine phosphorylation. The transcript is spliced from 13 exons. Gene Ontology annotation, cellular component: nucleus; cytoplasm. The coding region runs from base 110 to 1594 and encodes 494 amino acids. NCBI's taxonomy places the organism in Eukaryota, Metazoa, Chordata, Actinopteri, Scombriformes, Scombridae. The record is from RefSeq and is a predicted model, not a curated record.
UGACUGUCUGACUGAUGGAUCCUAACUAGCGAUGGGCGCUUGCAUCAGCUGUCAGAGGCUUUGACAAAGGAGACUCGGCCGGUUUGGAUACAUAAUUCAGUUGGCAGAUAUGGUGAGGCACAGCGUGAUGACAGAGUUGCAAGCCUUCCAGCACUCACUCCAGGGUAACUCCCUGGCUGUGGGCCAAGUAGGGCAGAGAUGUGGGGAAGUUCAGGAGAACAGGAUCGCUUCAGAGGACAGGCAGCACCUAUCUCUAGUCCCAGCAGAAAUUGAGAAAAGCCAGCCAGUGAACAUCCCAGAUGCAGCUAAAAGAAAGAAGAAGAAAAGAACUAGAGCAACAGACAGCUCCACAGGCACUUUCGAUGAUCUUUACAAGCUGACAGAUGAGGUGCUUGGUCAGGGGGCUUAUGCGAAAGUUCAAGGAUGCAUAAGUCUACAAAAUGGACAGGAGUUUGCUGUGAAGAUCAUAGAAAAGAGUGCGGGACACAGCCGCAGCCGAGUCUUCCGAGAAGUGGAGACACUCUACCAGUGUCAAGGAAACAAGAACAUUUUGGAAUUGAUCCAGUUUUUUGAAGACAGCUCCUGCUUUUAUUUGGUGUUUGAAAAGCUGCGUGGAGGCUCCAUUCUUACUCAUAUCCAGAACCGAAAGCACUUUGACGAGCUGGAGGCCAGCAAGGUGGUGAGGGACAUCGCCCAAGCUCUUGACUUCUUACACACAAAAGGUAAACUGACAAUCAAAAAUCCAACCCACCAAAGUUCAAAGAGAAGAACUCAUUUUUUUAAAAAGUCUGUCAUGUUAACAAUGAUCUGUCCUACAGGCAUUGCCCAUAGAGACCUUAAGCUGGAGAACAUCCUUUGUGAAUACACUGAUCGAGUGUCACCAGUAAAGAUCUGUGAUUUUGAUCUGGGAAGCGGAGUGAAACUCAGCAGUGCUUGUACACCCAUAACUACUCCAGAGCUUACCACACCGUGUGGCUCAGCAGAGUACAUGGCUCCAGAAGUAGUGGAGGUGUUCACUGAUGAGGCCUCCUUCUAUGACAAGCGGUGUGACCUCUGGAGCCUCGGGGUCAUCCUCUACAUCCUGCUGAGUGGCAGCCCCCCCUUCACAGGGAACUGCGGCACAAACUGUGGCUGGGACAGGGGAGAGACCUGCAGAGCGUGUCAGAGUCACCUGUUUGACAGCAUCCAGCAGGGCAAGUAUGAGUUUCCAGACAAGGACUGGGCUCACAUCACAGAGGGAGCCAAGGAUCUCAUAAUUAAGCUGCUGGUUCGGGAUGCCACUCUGCGCAUCAGUGCCGCUCAGGUCCUCAAACACCCUUGGGUGCAGGGGAACGCUCCAGAGAGAGGUCUUCCAACUCCUCAUAUUCUACAGAGGAACAGCAGCACCAAAGACCUGACCCAGUUUGCAGCAGAAGCCAUCGCCUUUAACCGGCAGCUAUCCCAGCAUGACGAGCAGCAAGAGGAUGUCGGAGCCAUCGUUUGCUCCAUGAGGCUUUCCCCUCCUUCCAACUCCAGACUGGCUCGCAGACGGGCACAGUCUAACGCCCUGCGUACCAGGGACUUCGCACCCGCUUCCGACGACCUCACAGCCUGAGGAACCAGCACUGAAGUCUCCUUGUCCUGUUUUCUGACUGAUUUUUAGCUUCUGCCUGCCCCUUGUGUGAGUUAGUGAGUGAGUGAGUGAGUGAGUGCAUGGGUUUUUUGUUUUCACAAGAUCAGCCACACAGUAUCAGAAGUGACUAACUGUUCCCAGUGUUAAAGCUCUUUCCCAUGGCCAGUAAUCUUAUCACCUAGACAGAGUCUGAGCACCAAGGGAACAGUUAAUCCUUGGCUGACACCUUCUAAUUGAAAACAUGGUUGAAACUCCUGAGAUUUGUCCAGGAAAACAUGUUUUAAGCUGCCUAAGUAUGAAACCAGGACUGUUUCAUUUGAGAAGACCCUCAAGGUUGGUUUUUUUUUUUAAUACAACUGAUUACGACCCCACUACAACAGGAACUGCUCUUUGCGCCAGCAAUUAAUUAAGAAAACUCAAUCAGUACAUAUCUGUAUUAACAAAGCAUUACAUGGAUUCAGCAAAGUUAUGCAGCUGUUGCUAGCCUAAUGCCAUAUGAUCUUAUUUUAAAUAUUUUAUCUUUCCUGUUGUCCAACUGUGAAAUGGUUAAUAUUUUAUUUAAAUGUUACUGCUUUCUAGUCACUCAAUGUUAUUUUGCUUUUUUUUAAGCUUGUAAGCGUAUGUGAUAUGACGUGUGUGUGGAUGUGUUUAGUUUAAAUGAUAAAACUGGACUACACUUUAGAGGAGACUGUCCAUCUGUGGAAAUGGGCUCCAUUUGACCCACUUAAGUCACUCUCGUCUAGUCUACAUCUGAUGUUUUAAGAGAAUGUAGGUUGAACUUACAGAAAGUACAAGAAGGGAUUCAAGUUAAAGAAAACCCAGUGAUCGAUUUUUUUUAAAAACAUUUUUUAAAUGUUAUUAUAUCUUUUCAUCUCUAGCUUUCACUUAAACACAAGCUACCUGUAGCACUGAUGUACUUUAAAAUAAGUCACUUGCUUAAUUUACCUGAAAGAAUGAGGGAAUAUUGCAUCAGUUUGGUUCCAAGAAUGUGAAUAUGACAUAUACAGUAAUAUUUAUCUUCUAAGCAGAUUUAACACAGUGUUUUCCUCCUCAGAAUCCAACAUUACCUCUGGCUAUUUUUGCACCACAUCUUUGCACAUUUUUCCAUUGUACAAAUGCAACAACACCCUCAAAAGAUGUGCUCAUUUAAGUCUCAAUAAUUUGAGCGCUUUCGGUCUGAGUGACUUGAGAUGUGAGAAAUGAAUUUGUUUCAGGUUGUGCGUAACUAAUGAGACUUAACAGUGAUUAGUUGAUGUUACAGCUGAUAGUGAGAAAGAUGAUUCCAUAUUGGUGUUGAAGGGAUUUAUUUUUAUACUAGUGUUUGUAAGAUGUUCAGUUUGUGCUAUUUUUGGUUUUGAUUGUGCCAAUGAAAAGAAGGAUGGACUAACCAAGCAAAGAUUUUCUUGGGGCCAUCAGGUUGCUGUUAUUUACUUUGGAUCCUUUUUUUUUUUUUAAAGAAAUAUUUUUACUUUUAUAUUUGUGAGAGAUUUUUUUCCUUCAUUGAAGACCCAGUCUGUUUACAUGGGCUCAUGGACAGCUGUCUAUCAUAUCCCGUAACCCUGUUAACUUUGUGUGUUGCCCACCGAAUGACAUGUCCCCCUGAUUUCACACUGUUGCCAUGGACACCUCAUCCCUAUAGCAACUAAGGGCCUUCAUAAGCUCACAGGAAGAGAUGUGCUCAGAGUGAAUACACACAUUAGGAAACAACCACUUGCUAUGUUAAAGCCCUCUCGCUCAUUAUGAAUCAUAAAAGGACUUGUUUGUUUUCCCCCAUUAACUGUAAUGGCAUCAAAAUGAGAUACAGUAAUUGGUCUGCAAUUAUGGAGUCCCAUUUGUCAAAGGGGUCCUGUGCAUAAAGCUCUCAAGGUAGAGCAUAUUUUCACUGGUAUGCUGUGUUCUCAAUAAAAACAAAG